Messenger RNA from Miscanthus lutarioriparius, 1485 nucleotides. The record is from the annotation of a GenBank genome assembly. NCBI's taxonomy places the organism in Eukaryota, Viridiplantae, Streptophyta, Magnoliopsida, Poales, Poaceae.
AUGGCGGCUGCCCGCGCGUCUCCGACUCCGGCCGCUGCGCUCGCGCUCUUCAAGUCGGCGCUUUCCGCGGACCGUGCCCUGUGCCCGCUCUCCGUGCUCCCGCACCUCGCCGCGUCCCCGUCGCUUCCGCACCUCCUCCUCACCGCCUCCGCCACCUCCCUCCGCCUCUACGCGCUGCUCAAGUCGCUGUCCGUCCCCAUCCCCGUCGCCUCGCUCCACCCGCUUCUCUCCUCCCUCCUCUCCGCCCCGGCCUUCGCCCUCUUCGCCGACAUCUACCGCCUCCGCCUACCGCUCUGCACCACCACCUUCAACAUCAUGCUCCGCCACCUCUGCGCCACGGGGAAGCCCGUGCGUGCGCUCGCGCUGCUCCGCCAGAUGGCCCGCCCCAACGCCGUCACCUACAACACCGUCCGGGUCAUGCGCGAGAUGCGGGAGCGCGGAGGGAUUGCUCCCGACAAGUGCACCUACGCCACGCUGAUCUCUGGGUGGUGCAAGAUCGGCCGAAUGGAGGACGCCGCGAAGGUGUUCGACGAAAUGCUGACUAAGGGAGAGGUGGCACCAUCUGCGGUGAUGUACAACGCAUUGAUCGGUGGCUACUGUGACAGGGGCAAACUGGAUGUGGCUCUGCAAUACCGGGAGGAUAUGGUACAGCGGGGGGUUGCCAUGACGGUUGCUACAUACAAUUUACUUGUGCUCGCGUUGUUCAUGGAUGGACGUGCAUCAGAUGCUUAUGCUGUGCUUGAGGAGAUGCAGAGGAAUGGUCUUUACCCAGACGUUUUCACUUAUAACAUACUAAUCAAUGGGUAUUGCAAAGAGGGCAAUGAGAAGAAAGCAUUGGAGGUGUUUGAGGAGAUGUCUCGGAAAGGGGUGCGUGCAACUGCAGUGACCUACACGUCAUUGAUAUAUGCUUUCUCCAGGAAAGGGCAAGUUCAGGAGACGGAUAGGUUAUUUAAAGUGGCUGUGAAGAAGGGCAUCAGGCCUGAUGUUGUCAUGUACAAUGCUCUGAUCAAUAGCCACUGCACAGGUGGAGAUAUGGUAAGAGCAUAUGAGAUCAUGGCAGAGAUGGAGAAGAAGAGGAUCCCUCCGGAUGAUGUGACAUACAAUACACUGAUGAGGGGCUUUUGCUUGCUUGGGCGGCUUGAUGAAGCUCGCAGGCUCAUUGAUGAGAUGACAAAGAGGGGUAUCCAGCCAGACCUUGUCACCUAUAACACACUGAUCAGCGGCUAUAGCAUGAAGGGUGACAUAAAGGACGCUUUGAGAGUCCGGGAUGAGAAGUUGGAUAAGGGGUUCAAUCCAACACUUUUGACAUAUAAUGCGCUUAUACAGGGGUUGUGCAAGAAUGGACAGGGAGACGACACUGAGAACCUGAUGAAAGAGAUGGUGGGGAAGGUCAUCACCCCAGAUGACAGCACAUAUAUCUCCCUGAUUGAGGGACUUACCACUGAAGAUGAGCGAAUGGCUGCGGCAGAUGCUGCAAAAGCUUGA